This is a messenger RNA of Pocillopora meandrina, 8619 nucleotides long. NCBI's taxonomy places the organism in Eukaryota, Metazoa, Cnidaria, Anthozoa, Scleractinia, Pocilloporidae. The record is from the annotation of a GenBank genome assembly.
AUGACUCGACUACAGUUACACCCAGAUCCCAACAUGGACACGGACAACCGACUGGGAAACUUGGAACCGGAAUCGCUCCAAUCCCCAGGCGCGGAGUCGCAGAUGUCAUUUAAUGUUUACGACGCUAAAAUUUCCGGUAGAGACAGCUUCUUAGGUGCGCUGCCUAGUAGUGCAAGCACCAUUGGCUUCUGGUCAGAUCACCACAGCAAGGGCAAGAUGGACAAUUUUACCGUCCGAGCUUACUCGAAACGAAUACGCCAGUUGACUCUAUUUCUGGCGGUCUUCAUCAUCGUGUCAAUGGUAAUGACUGCGCUAUUCGUUUGGAGAAUGUCCUAUUACAAACUUGAGGACAAAACCGAUGAAAAGCGUCAUCUCGAACAGGUACGAUUCCAAACAAUUGCACUUCAUCGAUUCCAAACUUGAAUUUUUAUCCUAAUUUCUCAAUCUUAAAUUCGUGCGUAUGCCCGCCACCCCACACCAAAUCAGCGAAAUACCUACCACUGAAUUGGAUUUACUGUUGUUUUGACGGCAUGUAAUAUUAGAAUUUUGAUGCAGACAAAUGUGACAAGAUAUUAUUUUUAUUAUCAUCUUCUCUUACCCAUAAAUUUAAGUAUCUAGCACCUUUUUACGGCAUAUAGUUUCAAGUGAUAUCCCACAAAUGGUAUAAUACGUGAUUUCUCUGUUCGUCUAUUUGCAUAGAAUUUUCUGCAUGUUUUCUGUCAACCUCUCUUAGUCUUGUGGAUUAGGAUCUGAAAAUGCGGUAAUAACAUUGAUAAUUUACCAAAACUGCAACAGGCUGUGUGGGUGGAUUUUGAUAUAAAUGAAAGUUUUCGCUCCUUAAUUGUAAAAUGGCAAGUGGGAACCAAAUAUUCCGUGAAUAAAAAUGAACGCACAGCUCGCAAAGACAAGAUUAUAUUACCAUUAAGACACACCCAAAAUAAAGACCUAACGCUCCUCUGUUUGAAGUUUUCCUUAACUAUAUUGCUUCAGUAUCUGGUUAAAUAAAAGUAUUAUUCUAGUUUAUUGCAAAAGCACAUCUUAAUCGUUUCAUCACAUCGUUGAAGACCAGAGCGAUGCUAUGGCGCUGCCAACCGAUAAAACUGCCUUAUCCUGUUUUGAAAUAACACGUACACUUUCCGUUACAGUUGUCAAAUGAAGAUCAACCGGCUGCAUUCGUAGGAAAACAUUUCUUUCAAAACAAUAUGUUUACACUUGGGAUGCAAUAUCAGCUUCAAAAUCGGCUCAAAAUCUAACGAAUCUUUUCCGCGAAAGUACACCUAACGUGCUCACAUUGUGUUUAGUGUUCAUAAUAUAAUAUUACUUAAAUUGUGCAUGAACCGUUUGUUUCACACGAUUUGCAAUUACUACAUAAUCGGCGUUAAUUUUCAAAGAGUGUUGAAUGUCAGAGCAUUGAAAUGACUCUCUCAGCGGAUGUUGAUUUUAUUGCUAAAUAUUCUGUUGGGAAAUCUUCACCACAGUUCAAUCGAAGGUUUUAAAUCUAUGAAAUGUGCUGUAAUAUCACUCAUGGCUGAUUGACCGUUAGCAAGAACAGCAUUUCGAAAGCAAACUGCUUCCUAAAAUUUUGCCUAUCAGAAACUUCAAAGGAAGCGACGAUUGUAAACUUUACCUUCCGUAAUGGACCCGAGUUUUCGGCACAAACCAUUAUGCGAAAGGCAGGCUUCACAAAUAAUCGUUUCAUUUUAGCAUUUGAGAACAAAAAAGUAAUCUAAAUCUAAAGAUUUGAUUUUCAGCCUUUAUUCGUAUUUUAUUAUUUUUUUUUUGUAUUUGCUUCACAAUCCACACCACGUAGAGUAAUUGAUACGGAUAAUUUCAUUAUUUUCCCAACUCGAUUAGCCGUUAAAUUGCUGUUUGAUUAUAAAUAAAUAUCAUUAAAAAGAAUGUCUUCGGUUGAGAUUAAAUGCGUGUUCUGUACAAACAAGACUUGAGGACAUAUCGAACAAUAUUGGCCGGAAGUCAUACCGGUAUGCGACAAACGUCACCAAAAUUAAAAUCUAAAGUUUGUUUUGUGACAACCUACUAAGAAACCAAUAAAGUUCAAGUGAAAAGCGAUUGACACCUGUCGUGUAAUGAUGCCCUUUCAAAACUAGCGCGCAAGCAAUUUUCUCCGGAACAUUCUAAACUUUUGUAAACUUAUUACUGACCAGCUUUGAAUACAAUCGGAUUUCCCGAUCUUUUGCUGGCAAUAAGUAGGUUAAGCGCCGGAAUCGGUUUGGUUCCAUCAAGACUUAAUCAUUAUCGUAAUCGGUAGACGUGGAAAUCUCCAAUUAUACAAGAGACAUCAUAAACAGCGUUAUGACUAUGAAAUAUUUUAAAAUACAAUUUCUUGGCUUUUUUACGCAAGAGUUCAUAUCCAUGCUGUUCAUCUCAGUGACGAAAGAGUUUUGCUCAUCAAAAUAGCAUUUAGAAAUAUAAAUUGACAUGUAAGAUCGAAAUUCGAAACGUGCUGACAACAAAUAAAUAAAAUGUUUGAUGACUUGGCAGCUCAAUUUUGAUUGCUCACGUACUACACCAAAGAUUAUGUGUCCCUACGAUCGGUGGUCAAGGUCCAAAACCAAACAUAAACUAUGAUUGGAACAAUUUGUCGGCUAACUAAAACAAAAAUUAUAAUUGGUUGGCCUCGCUUGGCUUUGACUGAUCAGCUAAGUUUUUAUUCGCAACUGCAAGCUCAGAAUAUAAUUUCUCGUUACUGUUUGUUGUUUGAUGCUUUCUAAAUUGGUUAAGAGAGUAACUGUGUCAUCAUUAGUUUCUGUACCAUAUUCGUGACUUUUCUCGUUACAUUAAUGCGGAAACAGAGAGUAUGCAGAUAUCAAGGUCCGUUUUAUUCUUUGCGAACGUAUUACCUGAGUUCCCCUCCGCUAAAAGAUGGAAAUCGAUUCCAUAAAGGUAACUAUGUGUUCCUACUUAGAAGCCAAUUGUUGCGCCAAGAAGCGCCUGCCCCGUACGAGCAGAAGCAGUUCCACUGGAACCUUUGCCGAUCAGUAUUGAAGAAGCAUUAAUAGAAAUUGAGCGUGCAUUGAAGGAGGCCAACACUAAGGAUGAUACGGUAAGACAUAACCUGGUAGUUCAGGGAUUAAGUUGGAAUUAGAAAGGAUCGAACAGCCCCGCACGGUAGGGUCGCAUAAAGAGAAAGUGGUGUUAUAUAACCCAUUUUCUCAACUUGGGUGACAAUUGGUGAUGCAACAAUUCCGACUUUUGGAAAGAGGUAGGACAUGUUGUCGUUGACUGCUCUUCGCUUUGAGGGAAGGGACACUUCUUUCCAACUGAAUUUUGACGUUCUGGCCUCAUGGUGAUUGUAGGAAUUAGAAGUAUGCCUGUGUUAUUUACUGAUCAUCAACAUCAUCUUUCACUUAAAAUCAUUAGCUUAACAUUCCUAUUCUAGCAGUAUGGAGAAGUUUGUCAUUUUGGACCUAGUUAAACGGCCUAGCCUGCGACGAGUCUCCCAUUGCUCAGUGUGGAGCAUUCAUAGUACUAAUCGGAAGGUUGUAGAUUGACUCCAAUUAAAGCACUUGGAGUUCUUUUUUUCUGAGUAUGUCUGUGUCAUUGAUUCACAUCACCAUCCACUCCAGUUUCAUACAGGCUUAACAGUCAGUUACAGCUUUGUCCUACCAUCUUACUUAAUAAUCCAUCAAAACUUGGACAUCAAAGUCCUGCUCGACACAAUUUGAUAAUUGUCUUCAUUUCUCCUUUAGAUAGCCAUCAUGGCUAACGUUGUCUACAUGGACAAGGUAAUCUGGGAGCGCUCGUAUGGCAAAAUGAACAGAUCAAAUCCCUCAGCACCAAAUCUGUCUAGUAAAACAGUGUUCCCCGUGGCAAGUGUCACUAAGGUCUUCACGGUAAGUGUCUCUGUUUUACCAGGUAUUAGACUUGAAACACUGAUGCAUGAAAUAAGGACCAUCAUUUCAUAAAUUUGCCGCAGCGUUUUUUUUAAAUCCAUCUUCGUUCUUAAAACUAAAUCCCUAAUGAUCGAGCCAUGCCUGAUCUCGUCGCUUCAUGUGGAAUUUUCUAUUUGAUUUUCGAUUUCCCUACUCCGAAACAAACACUCCUUGAUGUAUCGUUAAUAACAGAGAUUUAUCAUUUUGGUUAUGGUUUUUUAGGCCUUGAUGCUUUACAAGCUUUACUAUGAGAAGAAGGUAAAGUCACUGGAUGAUCCUUUCAAGAAAUAUAUGCCAAAGUUUUCAAUCAAGGAUCCAUUUAACUCUCAUGAAAUCGUGCUCAGGUAAUUAUUGUAAUGUUACUUGAUGCGAGAUCUCAAUGCCAUGGACUUACACAGGCAAACAGACAGAAAACCAGACUGACGGGCCAUCACAGACACAGUUAGAAAGACAAAUAAGAGAUAGAAAGUAAAACUAUCGGCGUAGUAAUGUUACAGUUGGUGCAGGCGAACCAUUGACUGAUUGGCUCAUCGAUGCACUGAGACUCAGUCAAUAAAUAAUUUUGCCAAUUAACUCAUUUCAGAAUAAAGAAGGUAAGUUUCUGAAGAAACUGUGCUGCUGCGUCGGUGGGGGAGUAUUACAGUAACAUUUGGUUUUAUCAACGGGGGUAAAUUUGCCACCGUAAGAAGGGAGUACUUUAAUGAGUAAAAUUCUUCUUUUAAAUGAAAAUACUUUGGAAUCAUUUUUAAUAUUACUUCAACAAGUAUUGGACUCGGAAUCCCCUGUGGGGAUUUCACCUAGUCCAGGUCUGAUUUCUGCUGAAAACGUGGACAAUUGUCAAAUAGGCUGCACCACUUCGUUUCUUUCAGGGAAAUGGUUUCGCACAUGUCUGGUAUUCCACGAGAAGCUCCAUGUCUUAAAGAAAUGAAAGAGAACCUUUGUCCAGACAAUAAUACUGUUAUGUUAGACCGUAUAAAGAACCUUACUCUCGUUGCUGAACCAGGCAAUAAAGUCAGCUACAGGUCUGUCAGUCUUUUUAUUAUUACUUUCCAUUCCUUUCAGUUUUAAAUAUUGUUUACAAAUAACUGGAAAGCUUAUUAAGUGGUAACACUGCUUUAUAUUCAAGUAAUUUAGGGUUUGGGCUGCUUGGUCAAGGACUGGCCCUUUCGCAAAACGUCUCGUACGAGGAGUGGAUGCAGAAAAGUGUUUUUGAUCCGCUGGGCAUGCAUGACUCGGGAUUCAAGUUAACUCCUAAGUGAGUGAUAACAUAGGCCUUAAUUCACGCUUACAAAGAAAUAGAUAAAUAAAUGAAUUGAAUGUUGAAGAGUAGUCAAGGAUUAAGCUUAUUUGGUUUCAUUUAUUUAUUCCCUUGAUUUUCUCCGUCGACAGGUUGAGGAAAAGAAUUCCCGUGGGUUUUCUUGGGAAGGAUUCUCUGCAGCCAUUUGAGUGGGGAUGGGCCAAUCCAGCUGGUGGAAUGUUUACGUCACUGGAGGAUCUCGCGAAGGUAGUGUCAGAAAGAAACUUUACUAUCGCAAAAAAUUGUUGUUGAACUGUUAAAAAUUUUCUUUAAGGAUAAAAUUUUUGGGCACAGAUGGCAUAUAGAGUGUUCAGAAUGAGAAAAGAUCGUUAUCGGCUGUUGUAAACUGGAAUUUCUCACCAAUGAUCAGGUUGGAAUGUGUGGGUUUCAUUGUCGCCCCCUUUAUUUGCGUGAUUUUAUAACUCCUACGAACCACUGAGCUUUUGUUUGAUGAUGAUGGCGCACAACGAACAUCAUAUUAAACGAUCCAAAGUGGUGUCGAGUUGGGAAUUUAAGUAUUAUGUUGCUGGUAUUUGUUUCCAGUUUUUGCACAAGUUAAUGCUUGAUUUCCAUUCAUUUAAAUAACUUACUAAAAAAAAGAGAUUUUCGUCCUUGAAAUUUGGAUUAAAUCCGUACUACUAUCACCUUUGCGUCUAUAUUUGUAGUUCCCAGUAUUGCCUCCUCGGCCUCCUUCUCUGUCAUCUUGCCCUUUCCCUUACACUCAAUACCAUCUCUCUCUUGCCAAUCGCAUGAAAUUAACUGAUCUAACAAUAGCAUUAUUGUUGUUGUCUUGUCUUCAGUUGGAGAUUACGCUUUUCAAUUCCACGGAGGAGGACGACUUUCUAUCCCCUGUCCUGACCGAAGAAUUUUUCUCACCCGGUGAGGAGUUCUUUAACUUUUUUCUGUCGUUUUUUUUUUUCUAAGAGUUCACUACCGAUUGAACUGGGAAUUUAGAGAUAGAUUACCAGUUUACCUGCAACGAAAAAUAUUGCGUCACUUUUGUCUCAAUACGAGAUGUGUUAUUUUGAGGUAUUUUCCUUGCAGCUUUUAUCCUGGAUGGCAAACAGUUCAUUGGGUCUCCAUGGGAGAUGUUUCUCAUGAACGGUUAUAUUGCAAGGAUGAAAAAUGGAUUUGUAUAUGGCUACUCAUCAAAAAUUUUCCUCUUUCCCGAGCUGAAACUUGGUAAGUUUGUCUAUAUCUGACAUUUUCGGAAUUAAUGAAUGAGAUUCAAAGUUGAAAAGUAAAGUAAAUUUCAGCACUGCCUUUCCUCUUGUCCUCCAUUUUCCAGUUCGAAUAGAAAUGUUGAAUUUUUUGGGGGCAGGAAAACCUAGGCCGGGGGAAACGAAGAGCCUGGGCUGGAGGAAAACCCCCGCAGGAAGACUAAGAACCAAUAACAAGUGAUAUAAGGUUAAGGAGUCCACCUCAGGCCACUAUGGUGCGAGUAGAGCAUUCUCCGGGCUAUUGCAUGAAAAAUACGUCCCUUAUAAGUUAAACUAAAUGCUGCUUUGCUGCUAAAUUCUGCAGUGGACCAGCGUCAGGAUCAUUCCUUUAGAGCUAUGCAAUCAGGCCUGUUGUAAAAGUGUGCGGUUACUCAUUUAGCCCCUGAGUUUCCGUAUCAGAGACUCGUUGUGACAAGCUGUCAAAGAAUUAUUAUUUUCACUCAGAGGACGCGGAAUAAAACUGCAUUGAGCAGAUCUUCUUGGGCGUCAUAUUCCAAAUUAUUACUGAUCCUUUUUUGUUGUUUUCCAGCGUUCAACAUCUUUAAUACGGGAAGCUGCAAAGGCUGCUGUUUUCCAAGCGUUAAGAGGCUGUUGAUAGCAUUCCACGAAGAACUAACGGCCAGAGAUGUGAAGGUAACCAUGGAAUAUUGAGCAGGCGCUAACUCGUUGUUAUUACUUUUAUAAUCAGUGAGCUGAAUGCUUAAAUGGGAAGUAUGCUCAGACACAUUGUAAUUUUUAUCUCGACCAAUUAAGAUUGUGUUCAACAACUUGAUACCUACUUGCUGUGUUCGACUCUAGAGAGAAACUGAUGUGUUUGAAAUUUGUCUUCUAAUAUGCUAAAAUUCGAAUUUGGACGCCGCCAUUUUGAAAACAACUCAGUAACCUGGCCAUACAAGAAAAAAUCAUAACACUUGGUUCAUAAACAGGUGCGGCUCUGGUUAUCGAAAAAAAAACAAUAUAUUAGAUCUCUAGAGCCAAGAACUUCCCUUUGUGUAGCCUCUAAUUAUUUAUACGGGUCGCCAAGAGAUCACGGAAAGAAAGUGGCCGAAGGCUAUGGCAGCCUGCCUCUCUGGCAUCAGUGGAGAUACCCGCUGAGUCUUCUUGGUUCUCAAUGAUCUAAUCAUCAAUUAAUCUCUUUAAUAUUUCAGCAACAGAAAACUAUCCAACAACAAGAGGCGGCUCCUUAUUUGGGAGAGUUUUUUACAGAUGAUGUACCCACCAUUAGGAGAGUCAUCAUCAGGUACAACGAGGGAAAAAUGACUUUUGCCGUGGACAACCAUGUUUUUCGUCUGAAUCACAUCAAAGGAACGACCUUUGAACUCAUUGACCGAAGAAAGGUAGAUUGUCUUAUGAUUGCCUUAAUGGGAGUAAAUCACGAGAGAGUGCACUUUGACCCUCCAGGAAGUUCGCCAGACGGGGUUUCAACGGGCUUUACGGUGUUUGGGUUCCAUCUUCGAGGAAAGGCAUAUUUUCGCAGAAAACAGUUAUGAAUUGGUUGCACCCUCAUCCUUGUGGACGCGGUGAGAAGCUGAACGAGUUCAAAUACUUUCUUCUUUUAUAAUCCAUGCUUCCAACUGUGAUCUUGCCUAUGGCAAGCUCAUUUGUAAAUACAAAGCUGUGUAACGCACUUGCAGAUUUAGUAUAAAUCCUUUACGCCAUGGAAAGCUAACAGUGUCUGGAAUAGGUGCAAAAUAUCGAGGAGUGACGGAGCCGAUAUACUUAAGUAGUUUUCAAGCGUUCGAGAAGGAUUGCACGUGACAGAUGAACCGCAAAAAAAGUUUUAAUGUACCAGGCGUGACUAAGGAGGUCCUUGGAUGCACUAGACCACCCAUUUCUUAUUACAAAGGAAUUUAACACUUAUAAUCUCAAAAUACUUCCAGAUCACAAUGAGACGUUGGAAAAUGACUGACUUCGUCGAUGAAGAGGAUAGGACUUUGUAAAUCGAGUCGUGCAAUAUAAAAUUUUCAGAUUUCUGCAGGAGAAUUAUAUAUCUGAUAAGAGCUGAAAAGGGGACGAGCUAUCCAUGUAAGAGACCAUAGUAUGCAUGGUAUAAGAUAUUAAAAGAGCGCUUUUCCUUGCAAAUAAAGAAUAGGUUUUAAAAAGCCUUGAGUACGAGGAGUAUUCGGAGAAGAGAAAGUUUUUCCGAAGAUGUAUCAUAAGGAAAGUCCUAAUAUAGUCUAAUGAAGGAUGGCUACGCUGCAGAAACCGC